CCAUUGUUCAACAGAGACCUAGUAGUUCAAGGAAGUCGUCAAUCUGAGUGUUGAAAGAAAAUUAAACUGAGAAAGAUGAAUCAGCGGGCAGCCAUUAGAGGGAGGCCGUCCGGAACUGAUGGCUCUGAUUUCUCCUACCGCAUGGUCGUUGAUUCCAGAUACACGAAAGUUGCAAAAGCAAAGUCUCUUCUGGCCAAAUUGAUCUUCGCUCAGGUUGUAACUCAAUUGAUGAUAGCAGCUAAUGUAUUUGUUUCAUUAUCAAAGAACGAGUCUCCUGAUAGAGUUUCGGUUUCUUCCCUUGUGAUUGGCUUCGUGUCUAUUGUGGCAGGAGAAUUAGGUCGAAAGAAAAGCCGAUCCAACUUUCUGAAGUUUUAUGUCUUUGGGUCAUCAAUGGCAAUCAUGCUGUCUGUGGCAUAUCUUGCUAUGAGCAAUCUCCAAUUGGAGGCUUUCCAAAAUUUUACGAGUUUGGAGACUCUAAAGAUUGCAGCUGUCCUACUAGGAUUUGUGGUACAAUUAUUUGUAAUUGGUACAACCGUUUCUCUUAUUAAAAAUAUGGCACCUCCUAAGAGGGCUUCUUGAUUAUUAGUGUAACUCUGGUGUAACUCCAAAUGUCUUUUGACUGACUAAAGAGGAUUCUUACAUUCAUCGGAUUCAACGGAGAUGGUGCUGUAAGUUCCCUUUAUCAAUGCAAUUUUUGCAAGCUUUUCUGAUUUUAGAUUACUGAGCCAAGUAUCAGACUGAUGCAUGAAGACUUAAUACAUUCAGUGUUGGCGUAGACGUAAGAGUGCUGGAUUUAGAAGGAUUCAUACUGGAGCGAACUCACUUCCUAUCUUUUACCUUAUGCUCCAUUAUGUGCAAAGAUUGCUGCUCGCGUGUAGCAGAAUGCACUUGCAUUCAAUUUUGUGAGGGCACUGGUUGACUGGUGUUCCAAUGCACAUUUUGGUUAAAUACUUAAUGAAGAUUUUGAGAAUCGGGAUUUAUUUGGAUGAUCUUAAGGUGGCUCUUGUUUGUUG
Molecule: messenger RNA, 1013 nt
Organism: Solanum dulcamara
Lineage: Eukaryota; Viridiplantae; Streptophyta; Magnoliopsida; Solanales; Solanaceae
Exons: 6
Coding region: 76-579 (167 amino acids)
Biological process (GO): endoplasmic reticulum organization; vesicle-mediated transport
Cellular component (GO): endoplasmic reticulum membrane
Source: RefSeq, a predicted model, not a curated record